Molecule: messenger RNA, 2490 nt
Organism: Olea europaea var. sylvestris
Lineage: Eukaryota; Viridiplantae; Streptophyta; Magnoliopsida; Lamiales; Oleaceae
Exons: 10
Coding region: 569-2248 (559 amino acids)
Source: RefSeq, a predicted model, not a curated record
UCUCUCUCUGAACAUGCAUUUAUUGUAUGUGUGUUUGUGCAAUGUAUUUGUGACUAUACGCAUGAAUGAUUUCUUUUAUCAGAUUACAUUUUCUCGGUAAUUUCUUGUCGUCGGUUGAUUUCUGAUGUAUCAGAUUUUAAUGGUGAUAUUAAAUUGAAUUUUCCCUAUUUUUAUGCGGAAAGGAAUUAGCUUUAGACUAUAUAUUCGAUGGUUUCUUUCGAAUUGGUUGUCUUCAUAUUUUUGGGGUAUUUUUCUUUAUCACAUUGCCGGAUAAUUUAUUUAUUCCAUUUUUUUGUCCCAUAUGAUAUAUGAAUUUGUUUUACAUUUUCAAUUUAUAUAUCAUUUUCGGCCUUUGAUUUAUACCUUUUUGAUAAAGACAACUAGCUUGCUAAUUUGAUGGGGGACCCAAUUUGGAUCAUUCUUUCUUCUCCAACAUUCCGUAUCUUUUAUUAUUGGAUUUGGUCUUUGAAGUGAAGAUUCCAAUGUCAUGAUCCCCCUUCUUGAUUUCUCUUAUCAGCAUUUUCAGAAUAUAUUUAGAAAAAGAAAUUUAGAAGUCUGACUCAUACCAAUGGGAGGUUGUGUGUCAACUCCAGCUCUACCAAGAAAACAAUCAAAACCACCUAAAGUAAGGAAGAAGCACCAUGUCGGUUCGAAAAAGCACCAUGGAAAGGUUUUGAAUUUGGUUUUACAUGGAAAUAAAAAAAAGAACAGUGAAUCAGGAGGUCGAGUGACAGAUUUCGCUGUUAGUGAGUUUGUUCACACAACCACUACCUGUAGAAGAUCUGAGGUCUCCAACUCAACAUUCCAUCUUACUCAGUUGCAGUGGCUCCAUAGUGAAAUUGAUGCUAAUGGAAUUUGUCAAGAAGAAGCAUGGUUCGAUACGGUCAGUAUAUUAGAGUCUGAUUCUGAUGAUGACUUUAGCAGCGUACAUGGAGAUUUUUUCCCCAACAUUUCGAACGGCCAAGUCCUUCAAUAUGAAGCUGCAUCAUGCAUUGUGGAUGGAAAGUGUAAUUUCAAAGAAUACCAUGAAAAAUAUCUGAAAAUAGAUAAUUGUAAAACAGACUUGUACUCGAGCAAAGAUGGAGUCAAGGAGCCAAAUGAACUUCCAGGUUUAGGGAAGGCUGAAGAGUUUGGUACCAAGAGGAAGAACAACUUAAAUCGUGCCUAUGGAAGCUUUAGUGGCCUAAAAGAGGAUAGACGUGAUCUUGAGGGGAAAAAUCCAGGGAACUUAUUGAAGUCUGUCUUACCCCGGUUGGUACCUUCUGUAAGUUUCAACGAUAAGGUCAUCAAUGUAUCAAAUUCAGGUCCACUAGCUCAGAGAAAGAAAUCAACUGUCAUUAGGCUUUCUAUGAAAAGGAAAUCUGUUGAGCGAGAUGAAAAUGAAUUUUGUACUUCAAAAAAGUAUCUUUUUCAUCCAAGAGCUGGACUUAUAAUUCCACGUUGUAAUGAGGAGAAGCCAACUUCUGGAUCUUGGUCUGAGAUUGAGCCCUCAACCUUUAAACUGCGUGGAGAAAACUAUUUUAAAGAUAAGAAGAAAUUCCCUGCUCCAAAUGUAGCUCCUUAUACUCCAAUUGGUGUUGAUUUAUUUUUAUGCCCAAGAAAGAUAAACCACAUUUCUCAGCACCUUGAGCUGCCUUCACUGAAAGCAGACAGGAAAAUUCCUCCGCUGCUAAUUGUUAAUAUUCAGUUGCCCACUUAUCCGGCUCCCAUGUUCCUUGGCGAUUCUGACGGGGAAGGCUUGAGCCUUGUACUCUAUUUUAAACUUAAUGAGAAUUAUGAGAAAGAAGUGUCUCCUCAGUUUCAGGACAGCAUUCAGAGACUGAUCAAUGAUGAUAUGGAAAAGGUUAAAGGAUUUGCAAAAGAGUCAAUUGUUCCUUUCAGAGAAAGGUUAAAGAUUAUGGUUGGAGUUGCUAAUCCUGAAGAUCUUGUCUCCAGUUCUACUGAGAGAAAACUUCUGAAUGCUUACAAUGAAAAGCCAGUGCUUUCCCGCCCUCAGCACGAAUUUUAUCAGGGCUCAAAUUACUUUGAGGUCGAUCUUGACAUUCAUCGCUUCAGCUACAUUGCAAGAAAGGGACUUGAUGCAUUCCGAGAUCGUCUAAAAAAUGGAAUACUGGAUCUUGGACUGACAAUUCAGGCACAAAAGCCCGAAGAACUGCCAGAGAAAGUCCUUGGUUGUGUGAGAUUAAAUAAGAUUGAUUUUGUUGAUAAUGGUCAAAUUCCCACGAUUGUAAGGAACGACGAGGAAUGAUAAUGACAGAGCGUCGUGGUCUAGGUUUUCUGUCACCUUUCGAUGUGUUUUGACGUAAAUUCUGAGCAGUCAUAGCUUCUACAUGUUAGAUGAAUAAUGAGAAAUAAGAAGUUACCUUAUCCAUAAUAGUAAUAUUGUUUCAUAUUAAUCUUGUAACUAUGUUAACAUCAAAAUGUUCAACCUCUGAUGUGUAUAAAACUCCUUUUGCCUCCUUUGGAUGUAAUUCUUUCAUUGAUUCUUGA